Molecule: messenger RNA, 2250 nt
Organism: Panicum virgatum (switchgrass)
Lineage: Eukaryota; Viridiplantae; Streptophyta; Magnoliopsida; Poales; Poaceae
Product: subtilisin-like protease SBT4.9
Exons: 11
Coding region: 1-2250 (749 amino acids)
Biological process (GO): proteolysis
Molecular function (GO): serine-type endopeptidase activity
Source: RefSeq, a predicted model, not a curated record
AUGGCAAACAAGGGCUUCGCCGUCCCUGUAGCUGCCGUCGGCGCUUUGCCGUCGGCCACCGUCGGCAAAGUCUUCGCCGUGUGCUUACGGUUCUUCGCCGUGUGCCUCGGGCACACGGUGAACUCGUUUACAUCGUGUACGCACCUGGCUUCGCCGGACCUGUCGGAGUCCGAGGACGGUGUCUCUGAUGUAGAAUUUGCUCAUCACGACCUGCUGAACCAGGUCCUUGACGACAGCAGCUCUGCUUCAGAUAGGAUCCUCCGCAGUUACAAGAGAAGCUUAAAUGGAUUCGCAGCAAGGCUAACCGAACAGGAGGCACAUGAACUAUCUAGCAUGGAUGGCGUCGUGUCAGUCUUCCCAAGCAGGACCUAUGAGCCGUUGACCACAAGAUCGUGGGACUUCUUGGGCUUCCCUCAAACGCCCAAGGAAGAGCUACCGCUGGAAGGAGACGUCAUCGUCGGCAUGCUCGACACCGGCAUAUGGCCCGACUCGCCGUCCUUCUCCGACGACGGCUUCGGCCCGCCGCCGAGCAGGUGGAAGGGUGCCUGCCAGAACUUCACGUGCAACAAUAAGAUCAUCGGAGCUACUCCUGCUAAUGGGGCGGGAGGGUCGAGCGAUGGCCUGUCGCCGCUCGACGACGUGGGCCACGGCAGCCACACGGCGUCGACGGUGGCCGGGCGGCCAGUCGGCAACGUCAGCUUCAACGGCCUGGCCGCCGGCGUCGCCCGCGGCGCCGUGCCGGGCGCCAGGCUCGCCGUCUACAAGGUGUGCUGGGAAGGGGGCGGCUGCGGCGGCGCCGACAUCCUCGCGGCAUUCGACGACGCCAUCGCCGACGGCGUGGACGUGAUCUCCUUCUCCAUCGGGGGCUCGCUGCCGUCGCCGUACUUCAGGGACGCGGCGGCCAUCGGCUCCUUCCACGCCGUGCGGCGCGGGGUGGUCACGUCCACGUCCGCCGGCAACUCGGGGCUCCCCGGCGGCGGGCGCGUCUGCAACGUCGCGCCGUGGAUGCUGUCGGUGGCGGCGAGCAGCAUCGAUCGCCGGUUCACCGACACGAUCGUUCUCGGGAACGGUGAUACCUUUGUGGGAGCCUCCAUCAACACCUUCCCAACACUAACAAAUGCUACGCUUGCAUUCCCCACCAACGGGUCUUGCGAUCCAGACGACCUGACCGGAGGUUCCUACAGAGGGAAGAUCGUCCUCUGCCUGCCGCCGGCCCAGAUCGGCCAUCCAGUCGACCCGCUCUCGGCCGAUGCGGCAGGCGCCGUCAUCCUCACCCGCGCACCCGACGUCGCCUUCGUGCUGCCGCUCCCCGGCCUCACGGUGACUCGGGACCAGUUCGACCAGAUCAUGGCGUACGUCAACAGCACUAGCAAUCCUGUGGCUACCAUUGGCAGAACCGAGACAACGGGCAAUCCCCAAGCUCCGGUAGCCGCCUCGUUCUCUUCUCCGGGGCCGAACCUGAUCACCCCGGGGAUCUUGAAGCCUGAUCUAUCGGCGCCGGGGAUCGACAUCAUAGCCGCAUGGACGAUGCUGUCGUCGCCGACGGGUAACCCCAAGGACAACAGGAAGGCUCCGUACAACAUCAUCUCCGGCACGUCCAUGGCGUGCCCGCACACGAGCGGCGCCGCCGCGUACGUCAAGUCGUUCCACCGCGACUGGUCGCCGGCGAUGAUCAUGUCGGCUCUCAUCACCACCGCCACUCCGAUGAACUCGGCGGGCAACUCCGGCUGGACGGCUCUCAAGUACGGCGCCGGGCAGCUCAGCCCGGCGACGGCGCGCGACCCGGGCCUCGUGUACGACGCGUCGGAGGGCGACUACGUGGCCAUGCUGUGCGCGCAGGGGUACAACGCCACGCAGCUCGCGCUCAUCACCGGCUCCAACGCCACAUCCUGCGCCGACGUCUCGAGGUCGGCCGGCAGCUCCGGCAGCGACCUCAACUACCCGACCAUGGCGGCGCGCGUCGAGCAGGGAAAAAACUUCACCGUGCGCUUCCCGCGUACCGUCACCAACGUCGGAGCUGCCAGCGCCGUGUAUGACGCGAAGGUCCUUCUGUCUGCCGAGGCGGCCAAAGACCUCGCCGUCGAAGUCUCGCCGAGCAAGCUGGAGUUCACCGCGCAGAACCAGAAGGCCUCGUUCACCGUGACGGUGUCCGGCGUGGCGCCGGCGGCGGAGGGUCAGGUCCACUCGGCGGCCGUCGUGUGGUACAACGACGAGCACCAGGUGAGGAGCCCGGUGGUGGUCUACGCAUAG